This is a messenger RNA of Anopheles bellator, 760 nucleotides long. RefSeq lists its product as uncharacterized. Lineage: Eukaryota; Metazoa; Arthropoda; Insecta; Diptera; Culicidae. The record is from RefSeq and is a predicted model, not a curated record. The transcript has 3 exons. Bases 87 to 677 code for a protein of 196 amino acids.
CUUCUCGAAGCGAAUGAACUUGCAUUAAUUGUUUUCGCCCGCUUUAUUGUUAUUUUGUUUUUCGUUAGUAAACCUAAAGCAAGAAAAUGGAUGUCAACAAACAAAAUAAAAGAAGCGGAAAACUGAUUGGACUAGCGCUACCAACAUCACAUUCCCACGAUGCCAUCGACACAUCAAUCGAUCGACAGCAAUCGACGGUCAUAACACAAGUUCCCUGUUCUUCAGAUAAUAGCUUUCCGGUCUCUGCCUCUCCUAGCCAUUUUUCUGUCGAUAUCACUCCUGAUAUCUCGAACAACACUUCAAAUAGCCCAUCGACAGAUUUAUUUGCUUCAUUCAAUGAUGACCUAUCUAAUGAUCCCCAUAGCUCACAAAAUACCGAUUCAAAUUUGCUUCCACCUGCUUCAACAUACUGUGCUCCCACUCCCCCUGUUGCAGCAGCAUCCACAACGAGUCAACAUCCAAAUGAUGAUGAGCUUGCUGCUUCGCUGCAGGCGCCGGUCGAUAUAACGAAUCGACACCGAUGGUUCUCAUCCAUAAUGGGUAGCUUUGUAGCUCGCUGGAUGGAUAGGUUCGAUAUUCGAUACCAUCCUUUGAUUAUCGAAAGACUAUAUCAAGCGAUGAAUAGCAUCGAAAUGGAAAUUGAACAACUCAAGAACGACAUGGAGAUUAGAAACUGAUGGUUGUGACUGACUGAUGAACAAUGAUUUUGUCGUUGAUCUGCUCUUCUAGUAUUUUGUUGAGCAGAACGUUGCGUCUUCUU